AUGGCGAAGGAUUGCUACUUGAAAUACAACAUCAUCUGGCUCGCCUUCGGAGGCCUGUGGCCUUCAUUCUUUAAGCACAAUAAAGCAUUGCAUGCUGUGCAUAUAAUAUACUCGCUGAUACUUUGUAUCUACUUCACGAUGUUUCUCUUAUCCGAGUACAUAGACCUAUUUCAAAAUCUGGACGCCGGUCUAUUCGAAAUCGUGAACAACUUAACAGUCACGUUGCUAUACACCGUGACCAUGGUAAAAUUGUUGGUGGUAAUGUACAGCAACAAAAUAAGAAAGAUUGUGCAGCAGAUCAGGAUAACGGAACACAUAAUAUUAGAAGGCGAUGACGAGGAAGCAAAGAAUAUUUUCUAUAAAGCUGCCAAAUUGAACCACUUGCUGAACAACGGUUUUAUGUUUCUCGACUUUCUGACAGUAGAACUGUUCUAUAUAUAUCCUUUCGUUCACAUGUUCUCCAACUCACCAGAGAGACCGUUGCCCUUUAAAUCUUGGUUUCCCUUCGACCGUUACAAAUAUUACCAUGUAUCACUUGGAUUGCAGAUUAUGGCUGGCAACGUAGGUGGAUGCUUUACUGGCACAACCGAUAUUCUCUUUUGGGCCUUCUUCAUCUACGGUAUUGCGCAAAUCAAGAUUCUUCACUCAAAAAUCGCCAAUCUGAGAAGGGAUUCGCUGCAAUACAGUUCCAAACACGGAACCGAUCUGGAUUCAAGCGUGAAAUGCUUGGUCAUAAAAUGCAUCCGCCUACAUCAGAUCAUCAUCAAAUAUUUUAAGGAUGUGAAUGCAUCCGUCAACAUCUUAAUGUUACUUGAUUUUUUUAUCUGUUCCCUGCAAUUCGGUUGUAUUGGAUUUCAAAUGAUCAUUGGUGGAUUCAGUGUUUCGCAGAUUACCACCUUGGAAUAUUUAUUCGUUGUUAUGCUGCAAAUGUUUAUUUUCUAUUGGUACGCCAAUGAAAUCAUUAUUGAGAGUCAACAUUUAUCCAUGGCGGUGUGGGAGAGCGAGUUCUACGAGUUUUCAGUGGAUACUCAGAAAACUUUGUUAAUUAUCAUGAUGCGAUCGCAGAAGCCCUUACAUAUAACGUUGGGACCAUUCAAUCCUAUGUCUAAUGCUAUUGCGAUCACUAUUGUACGAUUCUCAUACUCUUACGUCGCACUUCUUAGACAAUUUUACAAUUAA
Molecule: messenger RNA, 1179 nt
Organism: Nicrophorus vespilloides
Lineage: Eukaryota; Metazoa; Arthropoda; Insecta; Coleoptera; Silphidae
Product: odorant receptor 30a-like
Exons: 5
Coding region: 1-1179 (392 amino acids)
Biological process (GO): detection of chemical stimulus involved in sensory perception of smell; sensory perception of smell
Cellular component (GO): plasma membrane
Molecular function (GO): olfactory receptor activity; odorant binding
Source: RefSeq, a predicted model, not a curated record